This is a messenger RNA of Pseudonaja textilis, 1301 nucleotides long. RefSeq names its product golgi phosphoprotein 3 like (gene GOLPH3L). Gene Ontology annotation, biological process: Golgi organization; Golgi vesicle budding; retrograde vesicle-mediated transport, Golgi to endoplasmic reticulum. The record is from RefSeq and is a predicted model, not a curated record. Gene Ontology annotation, cellular component: Golgi cisterna; cytosol; trans-Golgi network. Lineage: Eukaryota; Metazoa; Chordata; Lepidosauria; Squamata; Elapidae. Gene Ontology annotation, molecular function: phosphatidylinositol-4-phosphate binding.
GGGACACCAGGAAGCGAUGGGGGAGCCUUUGGGGCUUUUCUUCUCGCCUCCUUUCUUCCCGUAGGUGACCCAGGAAGUCAGGUGCGCUCGGCUUACCGGGGCUGCCGGCUGCCCCAAGAAGCGGAGAAGGGUGAGGAGGGAGGCUGAGCAGCGGCUGGGAAGACAGAGCCAAGAGUGCGGGCUAACACACCCAGAGAAGAGAAGCCAUGACAACGCUGAUCCACCGAGGGAAACGCGUGGAAGUCGGGAGGCAUGCAGACAAGCGGCUGGAGGCUGAAGAACAUGCCGUGGUCAGCCAGACUCCGGGUGAAGAAGAUCCCGGAGACUCCAAAGAUAUCCGCCUUACUCUCAUGGAAGAGAUCUUGCUUUUGGGCCUGAAAGACAAAGAGGGCUACACAUCUUUCUGGAAUGACUGCAUUUCUUCGGGGCUGCGAGGGGGCAUCCUUAUUGAACUGGCCAUGCGAGGGCGGGUGCAGCUGGAGCCCCAGUCCAUGAGGAAGAAACACCUGCUGGAUCGAAAGGUUGUCAUCAAGUCGGACGCCCCAACGGGAGACGUGUUGCUUGACGAGACGCUCCGACAUCUCAAGGCCACCGAGCCAGCUGAGACGGUGCAGACUUGGAUUGAGUUGCUCACAGGCGAAACCUGGAAUCCCUUCAAGCUGCAGUACCAGCUGCGCAAUGUCCGCGAGCGGAUUGCCAAGAACCUGGUGGAGAAAGGCAUCCUGACCACCGAGAAGCAGAACUUCCUCCUCUUCGACAUGACCACCCACCCGGUCACCAACACCACGGAGAAGCAGCGGCUGGUGAAACGGCUUCAGGAGAGCCUCCUCGACAGGUGGGUCAACGACCCCCACCGCAUGGACAGGAGGACUUUGGCGCUGCUGGUCCUGGCCCACGCCUCGGACGUCCUGGAGAACGUCUUUGCCAGCCUGGUGGAUGAGAAGUACGAUGUGGCGAUGAAUAGGUCCAAAGACCUGAUGGAUAGGGACCCCGAGGGGGAGGCCGCCAAGGCAGCGGGCACCGAGAUGAUCUGGGCCGUGUUGGCGGCCUUCAAUAAAUCCUAAAUCCUCCUGGCGCAUGAAGUGGUUCCGAGCGGCUUCGGCCCUUUUGCCCUCCAGGAAGGAAGCCCGCGGCUUAGUGGUGUCUCCCCACCUUCCUGGCCAAGAGCUUUUGGGGGGGACUGCGGCUUGCCAGGCCCACCAUCGGCCUUGGAAGCUGGGCCUGGAGAGCUCAGUUCUGUUACAGCCCUGCCUUCUCUCUCUCUCUCACACUCACACACACACACACACACACACACACAC